Molecule: messenger RNA, 1787 nt
Organism: Dothidotthia symphoricarpi CBS 119687
Lineage: Eukaryota; Fungi; Ascomycota; Dothideomycetes; Pleosporales; Dothidotthiaceae
Exons: 1
Coding region: 53-1732 (559 amino acids)
Biological process (GO): protein peptidyl-prolyl isomerization; protein polyubiquitination; protein folding
Cellular component (GO): catalytic step 2 spliceosome
Molecular function (GO): peptidyl-prolyl cis-trans isomerase activity; ubiquitin-ubiquitin ligase activity
Source: RefSeq, a predicted model, not a curated record
AGAAGCAGGCCCACCGUUUCUCAAUACCAUCCUUUCCUCUGUCUAUAGCACCAUGGGUAAAGGUACAGACAAACUCUACAUCACACACUCAGAGUGGUCCUCGUCAGACGCCUUUGGCACGUCACGCGGCGCAAACAGCGCAAACCGAAUCUCUGCGGCCGGGCUCUCGUCAACAUUCAAGCGGCUGCCCUUCAACUACUGCGCCGUUUCGCUGCAGCCUUUCACCGACCCCGUGUGCACGUCUUCCGGUACCAUCUUCGACCUCACCCACAUUCUCACCUGGCUGUCCAAGCACCCCGACACGAACCCCGUUGAUGGAUCGCCGUUGAAGCGCGCGGACCUCAUCACGCUGAACUUCACCAAGAACGAGGACAGCGAGUAUGUGGACCCGGUCACAUACAAGGUCUUCACCGACAACACGCACAUUGUCGCGCUGAGGAAGAGCGGGAACGUGUUUGCGUGGGACACGGUGGAGAGGCUGAACAUCAAGGCAAAGAACUGGCAGGACCUGGUCAGCGAUGACGAGUUUACGCGCAAGGACAUCAUCACGCUGCAGGACCCGCAGAACAUCGAGUCGAGAGACUUUGGCUCAUACAAGCACGUCCAGGAGGGGGACACGGUCGUGCCAGAGGUCGAGAGCGGCGUGAACAAAGACGCGCUGGGCAAUGCAGCCAAGAUCUUGAAGGCAAGGGAGGCAGUUGCAAAAGCACGCGCAGACAGGCACGCCAAGGCACAUGGGAGCCAGAACUCCAAAUCCAUCGCAAAUGUCCCUAAAAACGGCACAUCAGCAUCCACCACAUCAGAGCCCAAGAAGCCAGCGUACAACGCCGCCGUCUACACUUCCGGAAAGGCCGCCGCGUCCUUUACCUCGACCGGAGUCACCCCCCACACCUCUGGCGAACGCGCUCUCCUGUCCGACGAAGACUACAUGCUGAAGCCCAAGCGUAUAAAGCAAAAAGGAUACGCGCGCAUAUCCACAAACCUUGGCGACUUAAACAUCGAACUCCUCCCUGAAUACGCACCGCGCGCAGUCUGGAACUUUGUCAAGCUGGCACAAAAAGGGUACUACCGCGACACCGUCUUCCAUCGCAACAUCAAGGGCUUCAUGAUCCAAGGCGGUGACCCAACGGGCACCGGGCGAGGCGGACAGAGCAUAUGGGGAAAGCCGUUCAACGACGAGUUCGAGGGCCCGAAUCUUCACAACGCAAGAGGGAUGCUGAGUAUGGCAAACAAGGGCAAGAACACAAACACCAGCCAAUUCUUCAUCACGUACCGACCAGUCUCGCACCUCGACCGCAAGCACACAAUCUUCGCGCGUGUAGUCGGGGGUUUGGAUACGACGCUCCGCUCCAUGGAAAUGGCUGAGACAGGCGAGAAAGACCGACCCGUCGACGACGUUGAGAUCCAAGAUAUUGUCGUCUUUGUCGAUCCGUUCGAGGAAUGGCAGAAGGAGAGAAGAGAUAAGGAGACGAAAGACGCCGAAGACGAGGAGAUCAAGAAGCAAGGUGGCACAGUGGAUGAUCGAACGACGUGGACCGGGAAGAGGAUUCGUGCGGAUGGAACUGUCGAGGGGGGUAGUGGCGAAGGAUUGGGCGUGGGCAAAUAUUUGGCUGCUGCGAGGCAGGAGCAAGAGGGUGAGGAGAUUGUAGGGUACGUCGACGAGGAGGAGAAUGUAGCGCCUGUGAAAAAGAGGGCGAAGACAGGCGGUUUCGGGAACUUUGAUGCCUGGUGAGAAGGUGUGGAGAAUAUGUGUUAUGUAGGAUUUAUAGAAUUGAUACCCCAUUACG